UGGAAUUUUGACGGCUAGAUCGAUACCUUUAAUUUUUGCUGUUAUUUACAUAUUCUGUUACAGUAUAUGUACUAUUUAUCAAUAAAAAUAGCUUACCAUAAUGAUGGAACCUAUUCCUAGCAUCGAAGUUAUUACAAAACCUAUGAAAGACCCGUAUAUGCUCAGGGCAUGUCGAACUUGCUUAGCGACGGAAGCAAAACUGUUUGAUUUACACGAAAAUGGAUUUGCUGACUCUCUUGGCAGUAUUGCUGGGACCCCGGUGUCACUCACAGAUGGUCUACCGCAGUACAUCUGCUACUACUGCAUAGCGCUGCUCAAGAAGUCUUCGGAGUUCCGUCUGCAAUGCAGGAAGGCGCACUUCUUUCUCCAGGACACCCUUCUGCAGAAACUGGAGGCCACAACAGAAUGCAUAAGCUGUCUCGACCGCACACACUUCGCUAAGCCUUUAACCGUAGCAAAAGUGUUUGUAGAUUCAAAAUAUUGGGAUAGUAAUGGGUUUCCAAUAGACUUUAAAUAUGAUGAACCGACAGCGGUCCCAGAGAUGUCCGAUAUUAAAGUAGAAGCGUUGUUACUGGAUGAAACUGACAAUGAUGAUCAGAUGGACAACUGUGAUGAUCAUUUUGACUACGAUCAUCUAGACAAUGAUGAUAUGAUGAAAACUGAUGACAAAUCUGAAAAGGAACUCGAUGACGUCAACGAUUCAAACGAAGGCAUCAUGGACAUCAUACAGAUAUGCGAAAAGAAGAAAGACAAAAAGAAAAAGAGUUCGACUAAAAAGAAGGAACGGACGAAAAGAGAACGAAAAGUGGUGAAGGUGGCAAAGGAAAGGAAGAUAGCGCAGAAGAAAGAGCCAGUUAGCAAAAGAAAGAAGGAAAACAAUCUAUCGGCCGACGGGAUUACAAUAACAACUCACAAUAAAUACAAUCAGAAGUUAGAAGAAGAUUUUGUUAUGUUUUCAAAGAUGUACAAUGUUGAAGUUGUGUUUCUAACCAAGGAGCAGCAACAGAAGAAUGUUGAAGACAGAAAGAACAGCAAGCAGUACAAAAAUAGUUUGUUCUCUUGUGACUUGUGCUUCAAAGGGUUUAUGUCAGAGCAGGCUUACAAAAGGCACAUGAAAGGACACGACCCGAGCCGUGGUAACCUGGAGUGCGAUGUGUGCCACUACCGGUUCAACAACAAGCAGACCAUGUACGGCCAUAUGCAGCAUCACAAGAGGGAGUACAUCUGCAAGAUAUGCAACCAGCUGAACAAGUCCACAUCGAGAGCAAAAUUACAUUUCAAGUGGCACGAGGGCCAGAAAUUUGAAUGCACUUAUUGUAAUAAAAAAUUCAAUUUCAAAAGCACCCACGUGAACCACGUGAGGGAGAACCACGCGGUGGUCACGUGUAACGUCUGCGGGGGGACACUGGAGGGGACCAACGCACUCGCCAAACACAAAGCUGAGAUGCAUUCCAAGAUAACACAGUGUCCAACUUGUGAGAUUGAGUUCUGUAGCGUGGAAGCUUUGAACUCUCACCGAAGCACAGAGGACGGUUGUAACACUGAAAUGAGGCCGUGUCUUGCGUGCGGCCUCAAUUUCCUGACUCCCGAUGAGCUGGACCGCCACUUGCUGGAGGCCAAACACAAGGAGCUUAUAUUCAAAUGUCAGUCGUUCCAGUGCAGCGCGACGUUCACGUCGGAGCGCAAGCUGGGUGCGCACCGCUCCGUGAUCCACGGCGAGCGCCAGCCGCGCGGCGAGUACCCGCGCGUGCGCCGCCCGCCCGCGCCCCCCGCCGCCGGCGCACAUCUCAUGUGCGAGUUCUGUGCCAAGAGCUACCCCACAGCCGUUCAGCUGAAGUAUCAUCAGCGCGUGCAUACAGACGAGAAACCAUAUCGAUGCCCGCUCUGCGUGAAGAGUUUCCGCACAUUAGCUGGACUGAAGGUUCACGUGAACACCCACACAGGCGAGAGGCCGUUCAAGUGUCGCCUGUGUCCGGAGACAUUCAAGUCCUACUCGCAAAAAUACAAACAUCGACUCAUGGUACACACAAAGGAGCGACCACACAAAUGCCACAUGUGCGACAAAUCCUACUUCGUCUCCUGCGAUCUCAAGAUGCAUAUACAGUUCGCGCACAUGCACGUCCCGCGCCCGCACAGGAACAGAAACAGAAACAAAAACAUAUGCAAAUAACACCAAAAUAACAUUAAUAUAUGGUCAUUAUAACACACGAAGAUGGACGAAAUUGGCUAUCGGACAGAUAACCGUCACUAAUUAUCACGAUAUUGGUUUUUAGUGAUGACGAAACGGUGAUGGUUCGUACGAUGUAGAAGGUAAACCAUCACUUAAUAUCACCGUAUUGGUCAUUAGUGUUGACGAAACGGUGAAAGACAGGAAACCGUCACUUAAUAUCACGAUAUUGGUCAUUAGUGAUGACGAAAUGGUGAUAGACAAUAAACUACCACUUAAAAUAUCACGAUAUUGGUCAUUAGUAAUGACGAAACGAUGAUGGACAAUUAACCAUAACUUAAAUUAUCACUAUAUUCCUCAUUAGUGAUGACGAAAAGGUACUAGACAGUAAAUCAUCACUUAAUAUCAAGAUGUUGGUCAUUAGUGAUGACGAAGUGGUGAUAGACAAUAAACCAUUACUUAAAAUAUCACGAUAUUUGUCAUUAGUGAUAACGAAAAGGUAAGUCAUCACUUUAUAUCAAGAUAUUGGUCAUUAGUGAUGACGGAACGGUGAUAGACAAUUAACCAUCACUUAAAAUAUCACGAUAUUCGUCAUUAGUGAUGACGAAAAGGUACUAGACGGUAAACAAUAACUUAAUAUCACGUUAUUGGCCAAUAGUGAUGGCGAAACGGUGAUGAUUAUUAUGAUUGACCUAGAAAAUAUAAUUGCUUAUCAUCAGCCGGAAAUUAUCCACUGCUGGACAUAUGCCUCCCAUAAGGCUUUCUUUUCUAUAAAGGACUUUCCAGGCUACAUUCAUCAAAAACAAUAUAGAUGGCGCUGUACAGAUUUCCAUUCGUUUUUCUAAGUUCAUAGAUAAUAGACAUAUGCAUCUUUUAUCUUUGUUUUUGGGUAUAAAUGAUGACCCUUGUUAUUACACCCAGGCUCAACACAUGUUCCACCAAAAUAAAGAAGCAAUAUCAAGCAAUAAUUUUGAUAUAUACCUCGGCCAUUACAUUAUAUUUGUGAAAAAUUAUGUAACCGAACAAUGAGAAAAAAGUAAUUAUCACGUAAAAUCUGUACAACGCAACGCUAUAUAGAUAGCGUUGUUUUUAGGGAACGUAGCCUAGAAGCCCCCACAUUAUUGUUUGUAAAUAUAAAUAAGUUACGGACUUUGUAAAUAAAUAUUAAAUACCAUGUC
Messenger RNA from Pectinophora gossypiella (pink bollworm), 3345 nucleotides. RefSeq names its product zinc finger protein 54-like. Gene Ontology annotation, cellular component: nucleus. The record is from RefSeq and is a predicted model, not a curated record. NCBI's taxonomy places the organism in Eukaryota, Metazoa, Arthropoda, Insecta, Lepidoptera, Gelechiidae. The coding region runs from base 101 to 2170 and encodes 689 amino acids. Gene Ontology annotation, biological process: regulation of transcription by RNA polymerase II. The transcript is spliced from 12 exons. Gene Ontology annotation, molecular function: zinc ion binding; RNA polymerase II transcription regulatory region sequence-specific DNA binding; DNA-binding transcription factor activity, RNA polymerase II-specific.